Molecule: messenger RNA, 1805 nt
Organism: Ceratosolen solmsi marchali
Lineage: Eukaryota; Metazoa; Arthropoda; Insecta; Hymenoptera; Agaonidae
Product: proline-rich nuclear receptor coactivator 2
Exons: 2
Coding region: 83-538 (151 amino acids)
Source: RefSeq, a predicted model, not a curated record
CUCUCUUAUCCUCUAUUUUAGACGGCCCUCGCAACAGCGUUUUCCAGUUUAACAUCCGCUUAUUACCAGCUUCCGAGCCAAUAUGACAAACUCAACGCCCAAAAGCAACAAUAAGAUCGAGCGGCAGGGUUCACCCAACAGUCAUGGCAAGCAAAAAUCGCCCGGCCAGCGUAACUCAAAUUAUGUAAAGACUGUCACGUACUUCGCCAGUAGCAACAACACCACAAACGGCAGUGGCGGCAAUCCCGGAAGUGGAGGACGCAGCAGUAGAUCUUCCAACAGCAGACAGAGUUGCAGCCCACCAUGCAGCUCCACCAAAAGCAUUCCUCGCAGCUCACCAAUGCGCUACGAGAGCCCAAGGGGCAGUCCAACGAACAGUUUUUAUGCUGGGCCCAAGUUCUCCGAGCCACCAUCCCCUGCCAGCUUGCCGAAACCACCCAGUCAUUGGACUGGUCUGGCAAUUGACUGUCAGAGUCAAGCGACUAAGUCCAAUCAUAUUUUCCAGCAUUUAAAAAUGAUCUUAAACGUCCAGGCUUGAUACAAAAUAGCGAAUCCAACAGCAGCAGCUAUGGCAUUGGAGUGCAUGAGCCCUUUAAGAUUCAAGAAAGUGAACUCAAUUAAGCACACCAGUGUCAUUCGCUAAAAGUAGAAGUACUUCUAAAUAAUAUGAAGAGGUGCGUUCUUUUAUGCAUCAACUUUGUACGCAGUAGUGCAGAAACUUCUCGAAAGGUGUAUUUGUGCAAAGGUGAAUUUUGUUUGCCGUCUUCUGCAAGAGACGAACUGUAUUUUAUUUGUCGAAGGUCACGUGUGAGGCUACUUUAAAGACCUGUGAUUUUAAUUUGUAACCAAAAGAAAACAAGGUAAUCGAAGAAGGCUUUUCAACAGGCUGCUGAUUGUAGAGGUUAAGUAAGAUCCAUUGUACCUAAAAUAUUGCAUUAAUAUGACAAACAGGAGAGCACGCUGAGCCAACUUACCCUGCUAACUGCGUUUCAAUAACUAUAAUGGCGUUUAAGAUACAAUCCUCUAUUCGCAAACCGUGUAUAAAUAUGUAAACAUGUAUUUUAGAUCGUCGUGUACUAUUAAACAAACACAUACUAUACUUAACAUACGAUUAUGAAGAGACACUAGACUACACAUACACAAAUUUUCACACUACUAUUUGAAUGAAAUGGCACAGCUGCACAAGGAUCUUAUUUUUUAAAUCAUGAGCUUCAAUUUUUCUUGUUAAAGAAUCUAUCUUUUCUUUUUUCUACGUAAUAAUUUCGCCAUAAUUUUCGCCUUCUCUUAUAUUUCGGUUUCAUGGCGAAUUAAAAAAUGUUUCUUUUCUUUUUAAUUAUUAAAAUUAAGUUGAAUUAACUCGACCCAGUGAACGUCUCGCCGUGUGAGAUGUUAACGGUAUAUAUUACGAACUUUUUGCGACGUAUUAAUAUAAACCUUAUGCCUUUUGAUCUGCCUUAACGGCAGUCGAUUGGAGUGAGACAGCGAGCGAUUAUUACAAAGAAUGAAACAAAAAUAAAUUUUAGAAUCAUUAUUCGAGGUAUCAGAAUUAAUGAGAGAAAAGCAAUAGGAAUUCGAUGGACCUUAUUAAGAAAUUAAUAGUUUACACGUUCGAUUUAUAUAGAUUUAAUGUGAAAGAAAGAUAGGAGAAAGUAAUUGUUUUUAAUUAUAUAAAAUUCUUGCGACAAAUCACCAAUAGUUUAAAGCAACGCGUUAAGAAAUCGAGGGAAUAGCAAACAAAAAUUAUGUUGAUCCCUUGUAAUUCUUGGCGCGGCUGACCCAUAUUUGUCAAUUCUUUUCUUAUUUUC